GUGUGUGUGUGUGUGUGUGUGUGUGUGUGUGUGUGUGUGUGUGUACGUGUGUGUGUGUGUGUGUGUUUAUGUCUGUCUGAAAAGCACCAAGACAGAACGGUGUCGUGUCAUGACGAAACUUGAAAAUAAAGCUGCAGAGGACCGGGCUCUCGACCAAUCAGCUGCGACUCGACCCUGAAUGGACCAAUGGUGCGGCAGGGCACCCUUGGCGCCAAGAUUCUCGGUCGUGGUCCCCUAUAUAAGCCUCCGCUGUUGACGGGAACCUCUAAGUAUCACAUUCUGAAUUCGAAAGAAUGGCACGUACCAAACAAACCGCUCGCAUGUCCACGGGUGGCAAGGCCCCUCGCAAGCGGCUUGCUACCAAAGCUGCUUGUAAGUCGGCCCCUGCCACCGGAGGUGUGAAGAAACCUCAUCGUUACAGGCCCGGUACCGUGGCUCUGCGUGAGAUCCGUCGUUACCAGAAGAGCACCGAGCUGCUGAUCCGCAAGUUGCCGUUCCAGCGCCUUGUUCGUGAGAUCGCACAAGACUUCAAGACCGACUUGCGGUUCCAGAGCUCUGCCGUCAUGGCUCUGCAGGAGGCUAGCGAGGCUUACCUCGUGGGUCUGUUUGAGGACACCAACCUGUGCGCCAUCCACGCCAAGCGUGUGACGAUCAUGCCCAAGGACAUCCAGUUGGCAAGACGUAUCCGUGGAGAGCGUGCCUAAGCGAGCUCACUUCUCAUCUGGUUCAUCCAGCGAGGAACAGCGAUCACCGGCCGACAAAACGAACGGUCCUUUUCAGGACCAAAC
Molecule: messenger RNA, 788 nt
Organism: Aplysia californica (California sea hare)
Lineage: Eukaryota; Metazoa; Mollusca; Gastropoda; Aplysiida; Aplysiidae
Product: histone H3
Exons: 1
Coding region: 294-704 (136 amino acids)
Cellular component (GO): nucleosome
Molecular function (GO): structural constituent of chromatin; protein heterodimerization activity; DNA binding
Source: RefSeq, a predicted model, not a curated record